AUGACUUCAAUUGAAGACCUCAUAUCAAAUCCUGCCCUGCUACUGCAUUCUUCACUGUCUCAACUUCGCUACCUCAUACUCAGUGAAGGGCUUCCCAUAUCUGAAGAUAAACAGCAGCAGCGCACGCGAUGUUACGUGUGGACGGUGCUCUCUCAAACCUCCAUGGAGGCGUCUACGCAACGUUUCCUUGCCCUCUUAAAACUGGGUCCACCUUCCACGAUUAUUUAUCAAAAAAUCAAGAACGACACAUCCAGGACUUUCCAAACGGAUCCGAACUUUAGGAAUAGGGUCUCGGAGGAUGCUCUCAUCCGAUGUUUGUCCUGCUUUGCUUGGCAAACACAGCAAAGAAGGCAGAAAACCCAUUUUAGUCGCAUCCCUGUGAGUACUUACGUGCAGGGUAUGAAUGUGCUGUUAGCUCCUUUACUCUACUCAUGUCCCUCUGAGCCAAUGGCGUACCAACUUUUCACUAAACUUUGUUAUGAAAUAAUACCGACGUAUUUGACUAAGAACCUAAAUGGCGCCCAGAACGGCGCUAAACUACUCGAUAUUUCGCUCAGAAUCAUUGACCCAAAGCUGAGUAAGUUUCUAUCGGACAACUUGCUUACAGCAGAGAUUUAUGGUAUGCCUUCGAUACUCACGUUAUCCAGUUGCAAUAAGCCACUUGACCAGGUCAUCAAACUGUGGGAUUUUAUGUUUGCAUAUGGCUUCCAUAUGAAUAUUCUCUUUGUAGUGGCAUUCUUAGUGAAAAUGAGAUCCAAGGUUUUCAAAUCAGAUUCUCCUGUCAAUUUAUUACGACAGUUCCCGGAUUUUGACGCUGAUGAGAUCAUUCGGCUGGGGGUCGGAUUCAUCGCUAAGAUCCCGGCUCAAAUUUACGACCUAUUGGUAGACCAUUUGACUGAUCCAGACAUAUAUAUACCAUAA
This is a messenger RNA of Saccharomyces paradoxus, 921 nucleotides long. RefSeq names its product Bub2p (gene BUB2). Gene Ontology annotation, biological process: activation of GTPase activity; negative regulation of septation initiation signaling. Lineage: Eukaryota; Fungi; Ascomycota; Saccharomycetes; Saccharomycetales; Saccharomycetaceae. The coding region runs from base 1 to 921 and encodes 306 amino acids. The transcript has a single exon. Gene Ontology annotation, cellular component: mitotic spindle pole body. The record is from RefSeq and is a predicted model, not a curated record. Gene Ontology annotation, molecular function: GTPase activator activity.